AGAUUUUUUUUUUCAAUGUUUUUCACGCAGAGGCCACGGUAUCGCCUCGCCGGUCAAUUCUGCUCGUUAGCCCUCUGAAAGUACCCAAAAGUUUGGGGUAUAUUGGCGGAAUUUCUUCUUCGUGAAGUUUUAUUAUCACCCAGGUUCGGACAUGAUCUGUAACCGGGCUCAAACCCGACACCCGCUUGUUUUAUGACAGAAGAGGCUCGAUCUCUCUUCCCUAAUCCGCAUUAACCCUAAUUUCUCUCCGUCGAGAUCCAGCGAGUCGAGCAUCCUGGCGUAGCCAAUCUCCAGCGAGAACGACACAGGCCUUUUUCUUUGAAGUCGUGAAGAGCUCAAUCAAGCUAUGGAGCUUUUUCGAGGAUAUGAGCAAUGGAGCUUGUGGAGCACCAUUCACAUCAAGGGUUACCCUCGUGGAUAUACUCUUUCAGCUAGUCAUGAGCGGUCGUGUAAACUGUAUGAUAUAUGUAGGAAACCUUCCUCUAGAUAUACGUGAAUCGGAAGUGGAAGAUCUGUUUUACAAGUAUGGUCGCAUAGUAGACAUUGAAUUGAAGAAUCCACCUCGCCCCCCUGGUUAUUGUUUUGUGGAGUUUGAAAGUGCUCGAGAUGCUGAUGAUGCUGUCAGGGGUCGUGAUGGCUAUAACUUUGAUGGAUACCGUUUGAGGGUUGAGCUGGCUCAUGGAGGCAGGGGACAUUCAUCUUCAUUUGGACGGGGUAGCAGUUAUGGAAGUGGCGGAGGCAGAAAAUAUGGAAUUUCCCGCCGUUCGGAAUAUCGAGUUGUUGUUCAUGGACUACCACCUACAGCUUCAUGGCAAGAUCUAAAGGAUCAUAUGAGAAAGGCUGGGGAUGUUUGCUUUGCUCAAGUUUUCCGUGAUGGGGAUGGAAGCAUGGGUUUGGUUGACUACACCAACUACGAGGACAUGAGAUACGCCAUUCGGAAACUUGAUGACACUGAAUUCAAAAACCCCUUUGCAAGGUCUUAUAUUCGGGUUAAGAUGUAUGAGGGAAGUCCACCUCGUAGCCGGAGCAGGAGUUACAGCAGAAGUAGAAGUCCCAGACGGAACCUAAGUGAUAGGUCUACUUUGUCAAGGUCUAGGUCUGUCUCUCCUGCCUGAUCGAGAUCAACAUCUAGGUGAAUGUCCGGCUGACUACAACAGUUAUUCUCCCUCAUUCCAGCCCCCUGCCAAAUCAUCUGAAACCUCAGGUAACACCAGAAAACUCUCACCUCCGCUUCUCUACUUCACACAAGAACUAGAACCUGAAACUUCUUUGACUUCAUCUUCUUCGAGCAGUGAAUACAAUCAGCCACGCCCUCAUCCAGACACCCUAAUCUUCAACCUGCAAUGUUCCUGCGCCCUCGACAGUGACCUCAACUACAACUUUCAGCGACACAUUUCGCUGCAGGUUUUCAACAGCCCCUUUCUCGAACAUUGCUGCCUCGGUUUUCGACUAUGGACCAGCAAAGCUUCAAAUCAGAAUCAACACAGACAUGUCAAAGUUAAUAAACUAUAGGUUUUUGUUUGGUAACAAUUCGAAAUUCAAGUAUCUUUUGAUUAGUUUGAUUCGUUGGUGUUCAAUUCAGGAAGUCAUUGCUCUUUAAAGUUUGCAAAUUGUCCGAGAAUUAUUUCACUUCUUAGGUUUAAUUCGAACUUAUCUUUUCAUAGUUAUAGUUACUAUUAAACGUGUAGUUUUAUUUAUUAUUGAUUUAUAUUUUUCUUAUUUAUAGUUUAAUUCCGCUGAUCAUUUGUGUUAAUUUUACAUGCAUAUCGCAUUGAGUUUGUUAGAUUACUUGUUUAGUAAAGCCCUAUAGAUUGUCCUGCGUCUCAUCACCUUCCCUUUUUUUAUUAGCCUCAAAAUGGCUGAAAUGCUUAACACACCCUCCCUCGCCCAUUAUCAUGUUUCCAAUCCCAUGGGGCACACCCUCCCUCAUCUCCCUCACUUUCCUCACCCACUCCCUUUUUUCAAUCUCAUCACAGUCUCCUUUUUGUCCUUAGAUGGCUGACUAUUUGGUGAGAAAUGAGAAUCGAAUCUUGAAAUUAAAUGAAUAGUGGAAGCUGAAAUUUGGACCAAUAUUUUCCGGAAAUGCCUCAACACAAAGCAUAGCAAUUAAGUUAGAAACUGUGAAAUAAGGUAAUAGGUUAGGGUAGAAAAGGAAAACCAAAGAAAUUUCUCCUCCAGCUUUUAGGAAAUGUGUUAUUAUGCUCAUCAAUCUUGCUGUCAUGUUUAUGAAUAAAUUAAGAAACAAACUGUAGUACAUAACUUCAUGGGCAGUACAUUUCAGGAACCAAACUGGAAUUAUAGAUUGUCUUUGAAACAAACUAUAGUACAUUUCAGGAACCAAACUGGAAUUAUAGAUUGUCUUUGAAACAAAAAGAAGAAUAUAAAUGCAUAACUAUUUAGACGAAAAUGAAAAUGGAGAAGUUACUGUAGUACUUUCUGUACACAUCGUUUAACAGUAAAGAAGAGUAUUCAAGUUUCUUUGACUGUGGAAUAUAAUGGCCUAAUUCAAUUAAGUAGGUUUAAUUGCACAUGGGCCCCUGAUCAUAUUGCUCCAUGGAACUUAUUAUCCCUGUCGUUUUGACCUGGGUGAAAAUUUUUUUUGGACUCCUUUAUAUUGGAUGAAAAGUUUUGCGGAUAUUUUCCCUCAGUGAAUUACGGAGGCUAUCUGAGGGUAAUAUAGUCAAAAAUUCAUCCAGGUCUACAUGGGUAGUAGUAAGUCAUACUACUUUUGUAUUACUACAUACAAAAAAGUGAGACCUUUUCUUGUAAAUUGCAAAGAGUUUCUAUGGACCCCACUUGUUUGUAGCAGUAUAACUCUUCUAGUAUAGUUACAAGAUGCAAUAUUAUUAAGGGGGUUUGGGAGGGUUUUGUGCAAUUAACCAUUCAGAAAAACCUCUAUCCCAUCAUACAUAUCAAGCAUUACUUUCCAUUACAAUAAGGGAAUUGUUGUCAAAACAAAUAGAAAUUUUCUACUCAGAAAUGGGCUUGUGAUGUUAUCCUUCUUUUAUUAUUUGAAAUUUAGAAAAAUAACAUAGAUAAGUUUCCAGAAAAUAUUUACUUGAUUUUUUCCCAAUACAAUCUAUUUUAUACCACUAUUUUGAUCAACAUGAAAGUUCUAUGUUAUUGUUCUUCACGAGUGUCCCAAGGCUCUAAUAAUGUUGACCCAUUUUGUUAUUAUGAUGUU
Molecule: messenger RNA, 3184 nt
Organism: Asparagus officinalis (garden asparagus)
Lineage: Eukaryota; Viridiplantae; Streptophyta; Magnoliopsida; Asparagales; Asparagaceae
Product: serine/arginine-rich splicing factor SR34A-like
Exons: 15
Coding region: 366-1115 (249 amino acids)
Cellular component (GO): cytoplasm; ribonucleoprotein complex; nucleus
Molecular function (GO): mRNA binding
Source: RefSeq, a predicted model, not a curated record